AAAGCUUUCUUGUAUGUACCUCUUCGUAUAUAAUCAAUCUUACCCACAAAACAAGCCUUUUAGAAAUGUGCCAUUCAAAUCCAGCCAAAGUUAGAUAAAACUACCAUCAGAGACAUAUAGAGGCAGCCGAUAGCUCGUAAGCAAAGAGUUUGAAAAUGAUUUCAGGGGCGACUUCAUGUUUCUCCAAUGCAUCAGAAUGUUUGCCAAUGUAUUCGGUGGCUGAAGACAUGGUUCCAUCUUCCCUUGAAGCAGGUUCAGGCCCAGAGGCUCAUUCGAGCUCUCUCCUCUAUAAUCUCGCCAUCCUGAAAGAUAAAGUUCAUCAGGUCCAAUCUCUUGUUAGCAUCCUUAUCGCUCCAGAUCAAACCAACCCUGAGUCAACGUCUUUAGCCAUAGCAAGCAUGGGUUCUUUGGUUCAAGAAAUCAUUGUAACAGCGUCUUCGAUGAUAUUCAUUUGCCAGCAAAUGUCUCUUGGAACCACUUCAGCAGGUAACAGUAAUAGCACAACUGAUCAAGUGCACCAGCAGCAUGUUAGGGUUCCUGAUAAUAAUGGGAUAUCUCAACAACCAAACUUUAGUCAUGAUAAUUGUGUUGGUAACAUAGUUCAAGAAAGAGGAAAAGGCUUUUAUUCUAGUACUGAAACUAUUACCUGGUAUAGUGAUCACUGCAAUAAUCGUAACUACAACAACAACAGCAGUCGAAGUUUGCAAGUUAGCAAUGAUGAUAAGCUGGAAAUUAGGAAAGAAUUGCCUCGAAGAAGCGAAAUUAGUGAAGGGUCACAAGGGAUUUCAAUGAAGAAUUAUGAUAUAGUCGAAGUGGAUGCUGCGGACUUAUUAGCUAAGUACACACACUACUGCCAAGUUUGUGGUAAAGGGUUCAAGCGAGACGCAAAUUUGAGAAUGCACAUGAGAGCUCAUGGUGAUGAAUACAAGACAAGUGCAGCUUUGACUAACCCCAUGAAGAUACAUCAUGAGGGAAGUGCCACGGGAUCAAACUGUUCGACGAAUUUGCCUAAGAAAUUCUCAUGUCCGCAGGAAGGUUGUAGGUGGAACCAGAAACAUGCCAAGUUCCAACCACUGAAAUCCAUGAUUUGCAUGAAGAAUCACUACAAGAGGAGCCAUUGCCCCAAGAUGUAUGUUUGCAAGCGGUGCAACAGCAAGCAAUUCUCAGUGCUGUCGGAUCUCCGGACUCAUGAAAAGCACUGCGGUGAUCUCAAGUGGCAAUGUUCUUGCGGUACCACAUUUUCCAGGAAAGAUAAGCUGAUGGGUCACGUUGCUUUGUUCGUUGGGCAUAGUCCAGUUGUUACUCCUUUGACAAAGCCAGCAAAGCUCGAACUCCAAGCCACCAGUAUGCAACUAGAUGAUAGGGGAUGAACUAUAUGAAGCAAGAACCUGUAGGGAGAGCGCAUCUGUAUGGCCUGCUGUCUCUCUUUUUGUUUCAAGGCUUACUCCAAAGGAUUGGAGUUCGAUAUGUAUGUUUGAGGCAGCAUGUUAAAAGCAACGUCUGUAAAGAAGAAUUCGAAAGCAUCAUACAUUUUGCCAUGAGCUAUAUAUAUGUACCCUGUAUAUCACAGUUUCUUUUUCCUUCUUUAAUUUUCUUGUAGUUUUCCUCCCCAUAAUUUCAGUUCUGAGUUUUAACUGAAACAUUGAAUUCCCUG
Theobroma cacao (cacao) is the source of this 1654-nucleotide messenger RNA. Its product is annotated as C2H2 and C2HC zinc fingers superfamily protein. The record is from RefSeq and is a predicted model, not a curated record. Gene Ontology annotation, biological process: response to aluminum ion; response to acidic pH. NCBI's taxonomy places the organism in Eukaryota, Viridiplantae, Streptophyta, Magnoliopsida, Malvales, Malvaceae.